Fusarium vanettenii 77-13-4 is the source of this 1365-nucleotide messenger RNA. RefSeq lists its product as uncharacterized. Gene Ontology annotation, molecular function: triacylglycerol lipase activity. The coding region runs from base 1 to 1365 and encodes 454 amino acids. The record is from RefSeq and is a predicted model, not a curated record. Gene Ontology annotation, biological process: lipid catabolic process. The transcript is spliced from 2 exons. NCBI's taxonomy places the organism in Eukaryota, Fungi, Ascomycota, Sordariomycetes, Hypocreales, Nectriaceae.
AUGCGAUUCCUCCUCUCUUUGAAAAAUAUCUGCGACACCACCUGUCAGGAGGGCUGCGAUGCUGCUUGUCAAGCCGCGAUCCAGGGAACCUACGAGUCCGAGUCCAAGCUUUGGGUGAGCGACAUUGUCAGCGAUCCCUUCUAUGACACCCCAGCGAAUAUCUCCUCGGCUAAGCCAGGUGACAUCCUCCGCUGGGAGGCUGUGCCCGCUGCGCUGCUCAGUCGCAACUGGACUAUCCCCGCCAGUCUGAGUCUUUACCGCUUCAUGUACGCCACCGAGGAUCUUGAUAACAGCACUAUCCCCGCAACUGCAUGGGCUUUACUCCCGUUUCACCGGUCUCUCUCGACUCCUGGAGAGCCUCGAAAGCUUCGGACUGUCGUCUGGACACAUGGUACGGCCGGGCGUAGCCGCCUCUGCUCGACAACCAACAACAGAGGCCUCUACUAUGACUGGAAGGCGCCGUUUAUCCUGGCCGAGUCUGGCUAUGCCGUCAUUGCGCCUGACUACUCCGGCCAGGGAUCCGAUAUUCCACAGGGAUUUAUGUAUGAGGCUGGUUUUCUGCACGCGGCUGAUGUUGCGUACUCUGUUGUUGCCGCCAGAAAAGUCAUCGGAAACUACUUGAGCCGCAAAUGGGCUGUUUUUGGUCAUAGCGAGGGAGGUAUGACAGCUUGGCGUACCGCUGAGCGUCUUGCGCGAAAGGGAGAAGAGCGUCUUCACAAAGCUGGCGAAUUCAUUGGCGCUGUAGCUGCUGCUCCUGCUCUACGACCUCAAAAGCUUAUCCCGCUCUCGUGGAAGCAGACGGGAACCGGUGGCGGCCCAUUCUCUGUUUACUUUCUUCAAUCCCUUGCCAAGCUUUUCCCCAAGCAGAUCAAGGUUGAGGACUAUCUCGCGGAUGUUACUCAGCAACGACUCCAAGUCCUCGACAACUCGUGUUUCCAGACUGGCUUUGCUGCUGUUGGUACUCUCAGCCCUGAGCAACUCUUCAAGAACACCAGCUGGCUCCAGCAUCCCGCCACCAACGAAUGGGCCGUCCGGUACAAUGGCCAAGGUCCUUAUCCUCUUGCUGCACCGCUGCUGGUCAUCCAGGGCGUCAACGACACCAUCACGCCUGCGGUCCUGACUAUGGAGGAUUUCAACCUUACUUGCUCCUCCUACCCCAAGAGCCCGAUUCAUGCCAAGCUGUAUCCUGAGAUGGGCCACGGCCAAGUUCUCGAGUCUGCUCGUGCCGAUAUUGAAGCUUGGCUCGACGCCAGAUUCAAUGGCAAACCUGCUGGAAAGGCAUGCUCUAUUGAAAACAUUGAGCCUUUGACUGAGCACUAUUCUCGAGGCGAGCUGUUCUGGGCAGCCAACAUUGUCCCCUUCUAA